Molecule: messenger RNA, 831 nt
Organism: Lathyrus sativus (Indian pea)
Lineage: Eukaryota; Viridiplantae; Streptophyta; Magnoliopsida; Fabales; Fabaceae
Source: the annotation of a GenBank genome assembly
AUGGUGAACGGUCCCGGACUUUACUCCGAUAUCGGCAAAAGAGCCCGAGAUCUUUUGUUCAAAGAUUAUCAGAAUGACCACAAGUUCACAAUCACCACUAAGACUUUUACUGGAUUGGAAGUUACUUCAAGUGGAGUCAGGAAAGGUGAGAUUUUUUUGGCUGAUGUUAGUACCAAGUUGAAGAACAAUAACAUCACUACUGAUGUCAAAGUUGACACUAAUUCAAAUCUACUCACAACCAUUACUGUGGAUGAAGCUGCACCUGGUCUCAAGACAAUUUUUAGCUUCACUCUACCAGAUCAAAAAUCUGGCAAGGUGGAACUACAAUACCAGCAUGAUUAUGCUGGGAUCAAUACUAGUAUUGGGUUAACAGCAAGUCCUGUUGUUAACAUCUCUGGUGUGCUUGGAAAUAAUUUGGUUUCUGUUGGGUCAGAUGUUUCUUUUGAUACUGCCACUGGCGACUUUAUCAAGUACAAUGCAGGGUUGAAUGUUACUCAUGCUGACCUUAUCGCGUCUCUAACUCUCAAUGAUAGAGGUGACACCCUUAAUGCCUCGUAUUACCAUGUUGUGAACCCACUGACUAACACUGCUGUUGGGGCAGAGUUUUCACAUAGCUUUUCCAGCAAUGAGAAUAUACUCACCAUUGGCACACAACAUGCUCUAGACCCAAUAACCUUGUUGAAAGCUCGGGUGAACAACUAUGGCAGGGCAAGUGCUCUGAUCCAGCAUGACUGGAGUCCCAAAGCACGUUUUUCUCUAGUUGGGGAAGUAGAUACUGCAGCCAUUGACAAGAGUGCAAAGGUUGGUCUUGCUGUGGCCUUGAAGCCUUAG